AUGAUGCGAUUCAUCCUACUGCUGUCAGCUGCCUCCUUAGCAGUGGCAUACAAGAACCCCUACUAUGCUCAAGGUCGAUCCACAAUGGUCCACCUUUUCGAGUGGAAGUGGGAUGACAUCGCAGCUGAGUGCGAGAGGUUCCUAGGACCACGAGGAUUCGGUGGCAUACAGAUUUCUCCCCCUAAUGAAAAUCUAGCUAUUUGGUCAAGAAAUCGUCCAUGGUGGGAACGCUACCAGCCCAUUUCAUACAGACUGAUCACUCGAUCCGGUAAUGAGAACCAAUUCGCCAACAUGGUUCGUCGUUGUAACAAUGCUGGUGUUAGGAUAUACGUUGACGCAAUCAUCAACCACAUGACUGGUACAUAUAAUGAAAACACAGGCACAGGAGGUAGUACUGCAAACUUCGGUAAUUGGCACUACCCAGCUGUACCCUAUGGACGAAACGACUUCAACUGGCCUAAUUGUGUAAUCUCUGGCAACGAUUAUGGCUGCUGUGCUGACAGAGUACGUAACUGCGAGUUAUCUGGUCUUAAGGACUUGAACCAAGGUUCAGAAUACGUCCGUCAACAAAUUGUCGGCUAUAUGAACCGUCUCAUCGAUUUAGGAGUGGCUGGUUUCAGAAUUGACGCCGCCAAACACAUGUGGCCGGGAGACCUAAGUAUCAUCUACAGUAGACUUAGGAAUCUAAACACAGGACAUGGUUUCCCAUCUGGUGCUCGACCAUACAUUUUCCAAGAGGUUAUUGAUUUGGGAGGAGAAGCGGUGACUCGUAACGAGUAUACUCCACUUGCUGCUGUGACUGAGUUCAGAUUUGGUUUGGAACUUAGUCGUGCUUUCAAUGGUCAAAACGAACUUAGAUGGUUGGUCAACUGGGGUCCACAGUGGAACCUCCUUGCAUCAGGCGACGCUUUGACAUUUAUCGAUAACCACGACAACCAGAGAGGUCACGGCGCUGGUGGUAACAUUUUGACUCACAGACAACCCAAGCAGUACAAGGGAGCUAUCGCGUUCAUGUUGGCUCACCCUUACGGCCAGCCCCAAAUUAUGAGCAGCUUUUCCUUCCACGACACUGAAGCCGGACCUCCGAUGGACGGUAGCGGGAACAUCAUUUCGCCAUCUAUCAACUCUGACCAAACCUGUGGUAAUGGCUGGGUCUGUGAACAUCGCUGGCGUCAAAUCUAUUCCAUGGUUGCCUUCCGUAACGUUGCUGGCAACGCUGGUAUCAGUAACUGGUGGGACAACGGUAGCAAUCAGAUUGCUUUCUGCCGCGGUAACAGAGGAUUUGUUGCUUUCAACAACAACAACUGGGAUUUGAACCAGACCUUACAGACAUGCCUUCCCGCUGGUAGAUACUGUGACGUCAUUUCUGGAGAGAAACGCAACAAUAGCUGUACGGGUAAAACGGUUACCGUUGGUAAUGACGGUCGCGCCCAUAUUAGCAUUAGAACUGGCGACUAUGAUAUGGUACUGGCCAUCCACGCAGGAAGUGAGUCUCGUCUAUAAGCGAUCGAGUCGGAAAUUAGUCAAGAGGAACACAAAAUAAAACAUGAAAAAAUGAAAUUAACAAAAUUUUGUCAAUCUCCAUAAUACUUAUAAACAUUAUAA
Molecule: messenger RNA, 1605 nt
Organism: Melitaea cinxia (Glanville fritillary)
Lineage: Eukaryota; Metazoa; Arthropoda; Insecta; Lepidoptera; Nymphalidae
Product: alpha-amylase 2-like
Exons: 9
Coding region: 1-1503 (500 amino acids)
Biological process (GO): carbohydrate metabolic process
Molecular function (GO): cation binding; alpha-amylase activity
Source: RefSeq, a predicted model, not a curated record